Molecule: messenger RNA, 1793 nt
Organism: Gossypium raimondii (Peruvian cotton)
Lineage: Eukaryota; Viridiplantae; Streptophyta; Magnoliopsida; Malvales; Malvaceae
Product: lysine histidine transporter-like 7
Exons: 5
Coding region: 204-1685 (493 amino acids)
Cellular component (GO): plasma membrane
Source: RefSeq, a predicted model, not a curated record
GGUGAGACAAACUGUCGUGAAAUUCAUUGUUGAAAUGAAACAGAAGAAAUCUUAGGUCUUGUUGUUGAUUUCCCGGUCUGGUGGGCAGUGCGUUAGGUUUCACAUGUCCAAUACUCUUGGUUCCUUAUAUUAUUAAACUCAACCCCCCCCUCCCCAACAUUUCUAUUAUUCUUAGCUUUGAGAUCGGAAGGAGUUUUUGGAUUAUGGGAGAAGUAGUAGUACCCAUUGAAGACAAGUCGAAGCAUGUGCUUCCACUUUAUCUACCCCCUACGCCCGUUCCUUUCCAAAUUAUCACCAUUAAGGACACGCCUGGAGCUGCGGCUGGAGUUUCUCCGCCACCACAGGGUGUGGUCAACCUUAGUGAACUUGAAUCUUGGCUGCCUCUAACCGAGUCCAGAAAUGGCAGCACUUUCUCUUCUAUUUUACAUCUGCUUUGUUCAGGGAUUGGGUUUCAGGUCCUUUUCCUCCCUGUUGCUUUUGCAAGUCUUGGAUGGGCAUGGGGGAUCAUAUGUUUGUCCAUAGCAUUCAUGUGGCAACUCUACACCACAUGGCUUCUAGUAAAUCUUCAUGAACCUGUUCCUGGAAUCCGUUGCAGCAGAUUCGUCCGCAUGUCAAUUCUUGCCUUUGGCCCAAAGCUUGGGAAGUUGCUGGCAAUCUUCCCAGUAAUGUAUCUAUCAGGAGGCUCUUGUGUUAUGCUUAUUAUCACAGCAGGAAGUUCCAUGGAACAACUUUUCAACAUCAUAUGUGAGGAAGGAACCAUGUGUGGAUCCAUGUCCCUGAGUGGUACACAGUGGUUCCUCAUAUUUACUUGCAUAGCCCUUAUCAUUGCUCAAUUAUUCCCCAAUUUAAAUUCAAUAGCCCGAGUUUCUCUAACCGGUGCCAUAACUUCCAUUGGGUACUGUACUAUGAUAUGGGCUCUAUCCAUCAGCAAAGGCAGGCCAAAUGAUGUCUCUUACGGCAUACCAGUUGCUGACAGAACUGGUAUGACUGGAUUUGGUAACAUCUUGAAUGCCAUUGGCAUCAUUAUGCUUGCAUUCAGAGGUCACAAUCUUAUUCUUGAGAUUCAGGGGACAUUGCCAUCAGAUUCAAAGCACCCAUCACGGAAAUCUAUGUGGAGAGGAGUAAUGGUAUCGUACAUGAUAAUAGCUAUGUGUUUAUUUCCACUUGCAAUUGUUGGAUUUUGGGCUUAUGGAAACGAGAUACCUGAAGAAGGGAUUCUAACUGCAUUUACAAAAUUUCAUGGACAAGACACUUCAAAGUAUGUAAUAGGCCUGAUCUACAUAUGGUUAACUAUAAGUUGCAUAACGUCAUACCAAAUCUAUGCCAUGCCUGCUUUCGACAACUUAGAGUUUAUUUACGCCAGCAGUAAAAAAAGGCGAUGCCCAGGGUGGGUUCGUGCCGGUAUACGCCUUUUCUUCGGAGGGGUCACGUUCUUCGUAGCAGUGGCUUUUCCCUUCUUGGGAAAAUUGGCACCUUUAAUUGGAGGAAUGGCAGCUGUGCCUUUGACGUUUGUAUAUCCAUGUUUCAUGUGGAUUUCGAUCAGAAAACCACGACCAAAGGGUGCAAUGUGGAGUCUCAACUUGGGAGUGGGUUCUAUUGGCAUUGUACUCAGCCUUUUGUUAAUAGUUGCUGCUGUGUGGAAAUUAGAUGACAAAGGCCUGAAUGCCAACUUCUUCAGGCCUUAAUGAUAGAUAUACAAGUCAUGUGUAUAUUUAUAAACUUUUAAUCAGGCCUAAUCUAAUUCUUUUUGUGUGCAUGAUAAUUGAAAUCUAAGAAAUUAACUAGUUUGCAAA